GAAAACGAACACAUGGCACGAACUGUCAAAGAGGAAAGAAAAUCAAAACAAGAUAAGUAAACAAGAUUAGCAGAAAACUUCGUGCACAUUUCAUUAAAAUAAAAUUACUAAAUUCUACAAGUAAACAUUUCCAAAAUCAUGAACAUCGAGCUCCGAAACCUCAAAGACUUUCUCGGGUUAUACAAUCGCGUAACGGAGCUCUGCUUCUCGUCCUGCGUGGACAACUUCAACGUCCGCGACCUGUCGCCGGAGGAGGUUCGCUGUGCGGAGAACUGCGUCGGCAAGUUCACCAACACGAACCAGCGGCUGAUGCAAGUGUACAUGGACGUCCAGGGCAAGAUCAACGAGCGCCGGUACGCCGAAGUGGAGGCCCUGCAGGCGAAACAGGAAGCGGAACUGCUGCAGCAACAGCAGCAGCAACAAGAGUUGGCCGAUAGUCAGUUGCCGGUGGAUGGUGGGACUAGCGGGGACAGUGGGCCGGAACCUGCCAAUUUGACUCCGGUGGCCACGAAUUAGGGUUAAGGUGAGAGGUAAUUUUAUUUAAUAAAAGUAGAUUCGAGCAACUAAA
Messenger RNA from Culex quinquefasciatus (southern house mosquito), 568 nucleotides. Its product is annotated as mitochondrial import inner membrane translocase subunit Tim10B. The coding region runs from base 139 to 516 and encodes 125 amino acids. The transcript has 2 exons. Gene Ontology annotation, cellular component: mitochondrial intermembrane space chaperone complex. Lineage: Eukaryota; Metazoa; Arthropoda; Insecta; Diptera; Culicidae. The record is from RefSeq and is a predicted model, not a curated record.